Messenger RNA from Neohortaea acidophila, 354 nucleotides. Its product is annotated as ERV/ALR sulfhydryl oxidase domain-containing protein. The annotation marks the transcript as partial. NCBI's taxonomy places the organism in Eukaryota, Fungi, Ascomycota, Dothideomycetes, Mycosphaerellales, Teratosphaeriaceae. Gene Ontology annotation, cellular component: mitochondrion. Gene Ontology annotation, molecular function: flavin adenine dinucleotide binding; flavin-dependent sulfhydryl oxidase activity. The transcript has a single exon. The record is from RefSeq and is a predicted model, not a curated record.
GCAAUAGCGCCCAAGCUUGGCAACGAGACACUCAAGGCCGAGCUGGGUCGUGCAUCAUGGAAGCUGUUCCACACGGUCAUGGCUCGUUUCCCGGAAUCACCAACCCUGGACGAACGAGAAGCCUUGCGCUCCUACAUCCACCUCUUCCAGCGACUCUACCCUUGCGGAGAGUGCGCCGAGCACUUCGGCCAGGUCCUUCAAAAAUUCCCUCCGCAGGUGUCCGGGAGGAAUGUCGCAGCAGGGUGGGCGUGCCACGUGCACAACGAGGUCAACAAGAGCUUGCAGAAGCCCAUCUUCGACUGCUCUCAAAUCGGGGACUUUUAUGAUUGUGGCUGCGCAGAGGAUGAGAAAGAA